AUGGAAGAUCACGACGAUCUUCUCCGGCGAAAAUUCAUGGAGUUCCCUUACGUCUCCGCCACGCGUAAGCAGCUUAUGGUCGAUCUCAUGUCGACGGUGGAAGAUCGCCUCCACUCACAACUCCUCCCCUGCAACCUCCCUCCUGAUGUACGAAGCUUCAAGAACCCUAACGGCUCCGCCGAAGCUUCUCUUCUUAUCAGAUCCGGCGAUAAAUCAUCUCCGAUACCAACAGGUGUAUCACUCAACAUAACAAGCAUCUCUGGAUUCUUAAACUCUUCAACAAGAGCUCCAAACUUUGUAGUUGAACUCAUACAGAGCAGUCCGAAAUCGCUCGUUCUCAUUCUCGACCUUCCUCAUCGUAAAGACCUCGUUCGUCAUCCGGAUUAUCUCAAGGAGUAUUACCAAGACACUUCUCUUGAUACUCAUCGCCAAUCGCUACUUAAGCUUCCUGAAAUCAAACCUUAUGUUUCGCCAUCUCUCUUUGUCCGCGCUGCUUUCUCUCCUACAGCUUCGAUGCUUGAAAUCGAUGCGGAGGAAGAGGAAAAGUUGGAGGAAAUCUUGAGGGAUCAUGUGAGUCCAGCUGCUAAGGAAGUUCUCGGGGUUUGGUUGGAGCGAUGCGCGAAUGAAGAAUUAGAGAAGAGAGUGAUAGGUGAAGAAGAGAAAAUGGAGUUGGAUCGAAGAGAUAAAAGCUUUAGAAAGAAGAGCAUAGAAGAAGAUUUGGAUUUACAGUUUCCAAGAAUGUUUGGUGAAGAAGUUUCGUCGCGUGUUGUACAUGCUAUCAAAGAAGCUUUCGGUGUUCUCUAA
Arabis nemorensis is the source of this 804-nucleotide messenger RNA. Lineage: Eukaryota; Viridiplantae; Streptophyta; Magnoliopsida; Brassicales; Brassicaceae. The record is from the annotation of a GenBank genome assembly.